AUGCUGUCACAAGGUUUAUUGGGGGCUUUCCUGCUCUUGGCUGCUCCAUCUGUGGCAGCUGAUACGUGUCACGCACCUGUCAACCACCCAGGAGAGCCAUUCAGCUAUGUUCAACCACAAAAUACUACCAUUCUCACCCCCUAUGGUGACUCACCAGCGGUUCUACCUUCACCAAACAUUACGGGGAAUGGUGGCUGGGAAACAGCUUUGAAGAAGGCAAAGAAAUUUGUGAACAAGCUCUCGCUUGAAGAAAAGUCAUGGAUGGCAACAGGUCAACCCGGUCCUUGUGUCGGCAAUGUUCUUCCUAUCCCGCGUCUCAACUUCACCGGUCUAUGUCUUCAGAAUGGACCUCAAUGCGUCCAACAAGGAGAUUAUUCAAGCGUCUUCAUCAGCAGUGUUUCUGCCGCCGCUAGCUGGGAUCGUCAGUUAUUGUACGAUCGAGCGCACGCAAUGGCCAAAGAGCACAAGGCCAAAGGCACCCAUGUCAUCUUGGGCCCCAUCGGAGGUCCUCUGGGCCGCAGUCCCUAUGAUGGUCGCACCUGGGAGGGAUUCGCUGCUGACCCUUACCUCACUGGUGUUUGCAUGGAGGAAACCAUCAAUGGUAUGCAAGAUGCUGGCGUUCAGGCGAAUGCAAAGCACUUCAUCGCCAAUGAGCAAGAAACACAGCGAAACCCCACCUAUGCCCCGGACGCCAAUGAGACCACCUAUAUCCAGGAUUCAGUUUCUGCUAACAUCAAUGACCGAACUCUGCAUGAAAUCUAUAUGUGGCCAUUUGCUAAUGCUGUCCGCGCAAACGUGGCUAGUGCUAUGUGCUCGUAUAACCGACUGAAUGGCUCUCACUCCUGUCAAAAUUCCUACCUUCUGAACCAUCUUCUCAAGGGCGAACUUGGUUUCCAGGGUUAUGUCAUGUCGGAUUGGGGUGCUACCCACAGUGGCGUGUCAUCUAUUGAGAGUGGCAUGGAUAUGACCAUGCCUGGAGGGUUCACUCUUUAUGGCGAGCUUUGGACCGAAGGUUCCUACCUGGGAAAGAACCUUACCAGAGCUGUGCAGAACGGUACUGUUGAAAUGUCUCGUCUGGAUGACAUGAUCGCACGUAUCAUGACACCUUACUUCUGGCUUGGCCAAGACAGCAACUACCCGAGUGUCGAUGCCUCUGUCGGUCCGCUCAACGUCGAUUCGGCCCCUGAAACUUGGCUUUAUGAUUGGAAGUUCACCGGCGAAACCAAUCGAGACGUUCGGGGAAAUCAUAGCGCCAUGAUUCGUGAGCAUGGAGCUUCCUCGACCGUGCUGCUCAAAAACGAGCGCAACGCAUUGCCUCUCCGUAAACCUCGCAAUAUUGUGAUUGCUGGCAACAAUGCCGGUCCACUCACGCAAGGCCCCAAUCUUCAGGCCGACUUUGAAUAUGGACAUCUUGCUGGCUCUUCCGGAUCUGGCUCCUGCAGGUUCUCAUUCUUGUCAACACCUCUUGAUGCUAUCAAUGCCCGGGCCCGCAAGGAUGGCUCUCUUGUUCAGUCCUAUCUGAACAACACCUUGCUCACUACCACGGCUCUGACUUCACCACUGUGGAUCCCACAACAACCCGAUGUCUGUCUUGUUUUCCUCAAGUCUUUCGCGGCAGAAGGUGAAGAUCGAACCUCCCUAGAGCUUGAUUGGAAUGGCAAUGCCGUUGUUAAUGCUGUUGCCAGUCACUGUAACAACACUGUUGUGGUCACAAAUUCAGGCGGUGUUAAUGUUUUGCCAUUUGCGGAUCAUCCCAAUGUCACUGCUAUUCUGGCUCAGCAUUACGCUGGAGAAGAAUCUGGAAAUGCUAUUGCCGAUGUGCUCUAUGGUGACGUGAACCCAUCAGGCAAGCUGCCUUACGUGAUUGCGUACAAUGAGUCCGACUAUAACGCACCUUUGACCACAGCCGUAGAGACCAAUGGUACAUUCGAUUGGCAGAGCUGGUUUGACGAAGAGCUCGAGGUUGGCUACCGCUACUUUGAUGCACACAACAUCUCCGUGCGGUACGAGUUUGGCUUUGGCUUGAGCUACACUACCUUUGGCCUCAAAGAUCUCAAAGCAAAGGUCUCUGCUCCAUCCAACUUGACCGCUCUCCCGGCGAAACAGCCUAUCCAGCCGGGUGGCAAUCCAGCUCUCUGGGAGACGGUGUAUACCCUGCAAGCGGAAGUUUCCAACACUGGAGACGUCGAUGGAUAUGCCGUACCACAGCUGUACAUUGAAUUUCCCACUUCGACCCCUACAGGUACUCCACCAAACCAGCUUCGCGGGUUCGACAAAAUCUGGCUUACAGCUGGUGAGAAGAAGACAGUCACAUUUGAGUUAAUGCGUCGAGAUCUCAGUUACUGGGAUGUUGUUUUCCAGGACUGGCGUAUUCCUGCCGGUUCUUUUAUUUUCAAGGCUGGAUUCAGCAGCCGUGAUUUCCAUGCGAAUGCUAAUGUGACACUGGUCAAAGCAUAA
Messenger RNA from Penicillium soppii, 2457 nucleotides. RefSeq names its product beta-glucosidase. Lineage: Eukaryota; Fungi; Ascomycota; Eurotiomycetes; Eurotiales; Aspergillaceae. The record is from RefSeq and is a predicted model, not a curated record. The coding region runs from base 1 to 2457 and encodes 818 amino acids. The transcript is spliced from 2 exons. Gene Ontology annotation, molecular function: beta-glucosidase activity. Gene Ontology annotation, biological process: glucan catabolic process.